UCCAGUUUCGAUACACAAAAUGCGUUCACUUGUUGCUGAUCUCAUUACUGAACUAAGAUGUGACCUUGCACUACCGGAAACAAAAGUUCAGGUGUUUAUAAACAGUAUUUCAUCGCUGUUGAGUUGGACUCAAAGAUAUUCAAUGUCUGUGAUUAAAACAUUCAUCACCACAAAAAAUCUUUCUCUGGAUGACGUUGAUACAAUAAAGCUGAUCAAUAAUUUGCAUGUUCCAAAUAUUACUGCCGAUGUACAAACUCAUAAGGAUAACAUUGUAUACAUCGGAUCAAGAGCGAAAUGCCUAAUUCCGGAACCCGUAGAAAUUCUUCUAGGAAAGAGAAAGAUUAUUCAUCGCGUACUGUUGCACCCUAGCCGAGGCAAGAAAUUUCAAAACAGGAUCAAGCGAAACCAAUUUAGCCAAAAAGUUAAGGUUAAGAAAGACGUUUGUCACUACAUAUCUCCGAUAGAUACAAUACGUUUGAUAAUGAGUAAUCCGGAGGCCCGUGACAUGGUUGAAAACGAAGCUCCUCGGAAAGAUGAGACUAUACGUACUUUUCAGGAUGGUCGUCAAUUUUCGCUGAAUACUUUUCUCAAUGAGCACCCUUGUGCUUUGCGUCUAUCAUUUCAUAUAGACGAAGGAGAGUAUGCAAAUCCAUUAGGAUCCAGGAAAGGCAACAACAAAUUAACAAAUGUUUGCAUAAAGUUGCAAAACAUUGAUUCUCGUCUCAAUUCGUCUUUGGAGCGUGUUUACGUCGUUCUAAUGGUAAAAUCCAGUGUGCUGAAGAAAUAUGGAUACAAGAAAGUGUUUCAGCCAUUAAUUGGCGAUCUGUUGAAGCUGGAAAGUAAAGAAGGUGUUCAGAUUAAAUUUGAUUCAGGUAUUUACACACUACGUGCAACGUUGGUGAAUGUGUUGGGUGACACUCUUGCCAUACAUGACUUGUAUGGGCUAUUGGGACCUUCAGCCAAUUACUUCUGCAGAGCUUGUAUGAUCACACGAGCUGAUUUGCAAAAUGGAAAUUUUGGAGAUAAUUUUCCUCAUCGAACAGCACAAAGUGUCAAAAACGACCUAGAAGCUGUUAAUAACAACGAGAUAACUGCCUCACAAUGUGGCGUAAAACAAGAUUGUGUUUUACACGAGCUACUAUAUUUUCGAUGGCCAAAUAACCACGUAUUUGACCCUAUGCAUGACAUUUUGGAAGGAAUUCUUCCGAUGGUGAUAAAGAAGAUUGUUAUAUAUAUUGUGUACGAUUCCAAGUCUCUAACAGUCAGUGAUGUAAAUCGCAUGCUUGAUGAAUUUGAUUACGGUGAAACUGAAGUUCGUGAUAAGCCAUCGCCUAAUUUCACAAUCAAAAAUUUGAAGACUAAAGGAAACACAAUAAGCCAAUCAGCAGCCCAAAGCUGGUUGCUGUUGAGAAGCUUCCCGUUUAUUUUCCACGAUAUUUUGACAACAAAAGGAGAAUGGUCCAAUUUAUUAUUAUAG
Molecule: messenger RNA, 1477 nt
Organism: Armigeres subalbatus
Lineage: Eukaryota; Metazoa; Arthropoda; Insecta; Diptera; Culicidae
Exons: 3
Coding region: 20-1477 (485 amino acids)
Source: RefSeq, a predicted model, not a curated record